AGGAGGAGGCGGCGGCGGCGAGGAGAAACCGAGGGAGGGCGACGAGAGGAGGCCGGGCCGGCGGCGGCGGGAGAGGCCGAGCGAGCGCUUUCGAGGUCCGGGAUGCCCUACAAGCUGAAGAAAGAGAAGGAGCCUCCAAAGUCUACUAAAAGCACUACGAAAGCCAGUAGCAGCAGCGGUAGCAGCGGCGGCGGCGGCGGUGGCAGCAGCAGUGGCAGUGGCAAAGAUGGAGGCACGGAGAAUUCAGAAGAGGUCCAGCAGCAGCAGCAGCAGCAGCAGACCUCGAAUAAGCGACCCAGCAACAGCACCCCCCCACCAACCCAGCUGAAUAAGAUCAAGUAUUCAGGGGGACCCCAGAUUGUAAAGAAGGAGCGGCGGCAGAGCUCCUCCCGCUUCAACUUAAGCAAAAACCGGGAACUCCAGAAGCUCCCUGCCCUUAAAGAUGCACCUCCUCACGAACGGGAAGAACUCUUUAUACAGAAGCUGCGGCAAUGCUGCGUCCUCUUUGACUUUGUCUCUGACCCGCUCAGUGACUUGAAGUUCAAAGAGGUGAAGCGAGCGGGCCUCAACGAGAUGGUGGAAUACAUCACACACAACCGGGAUGUUGUCACAGAGGCCAUUUACCCCGAAGCUGUUAUCAUGUUUUCAGUAAAUCUCUUCCGUACGCUUCCCCCGUCGUCCAAUCCUACGGGAGCAGAAUUUGACCCUGAGGAAGAUGAACCUACGCUAGAAGCUGCUUGGCCACACCUCCAGCUGGUUUAUGAAUUCUUUCUGAGGUUCCUGGAAUCCCCAGACUUCCAACCAAACAUAGCCAAGAAAUAUAUUGACCAGAAGUUUGUAUUGUCACUGCUGGACCUGUUUGACAGUGAAGAUCCCAGAGAGCGGGACUUUCUGAAGACUAUUUUGCAUAGGAUUUAUGGGAAAUUCUUGGGCCUCCGAGCGUAUAUAAGGCGGCAGAUCAACAACAUAUUUUACAGGUUUAUUUAUGAGACAGAACACCAUAACGGAAUUGCAGAACUGCUAGAGAUUUUAGGGAGUAUAAUCAAUGGAUUUGCUUUGCCCCUGAAGGAAGAGCACAAGAUGUUCCUCAUCCGGGUCUUGCUGCCGUUGCACAAAGUGAAAUCUCUGAGCGUCUACCACCCCCAGUUGGCAUACUGUGUGGUGCAGUUCUUGGAGAAAGACAGCAGCCUGACCGAACCGGUGAUUAUGGGCUUGCUGAAGUUUUGGCCAAAAACACACAGUCCCAAGGAGGUGAUGUUCCUGAAUGAGCUGGAAGAAAUAUUAGAUGUCAUUGAACCCUCGGAGUUUGUGAAGGUUAUGGAACCCCUGUUCAGGCAACUGGCGAAGUGUGUCUCCAGCCCACACUUCCAGGUGGCCGAGAGGGCGUUGUACUAUUGGAACAAUGAAUACAUCAUGAGCUUGAUCAGUGACAAUGCAGCCAAAAUUCUCCCCAUCAUGUUCCCGGCACUCUACAAGAAUUCCAAAAGUCAUUGGAACAAGACAAUCCAUGGGUUGAUCUACAAUGCACUGAAGCUGUUCAUGGAGAUGAACCAGAAGCUGUUUGACGACUGCACACAGCAGUACAAGGCAGAGAAGCAGAAAGGACGGUUCAGGUUGAAGGAACGAGAAGAGAUGUGGCACAAGAUUGAGGAACUGGCCCGCCAAAAUCCUCAGUACCCCAUGUAUUGCGCCCCCCCACCCUUGCCUCCUGUUUAUUGCAUGGAGACGGAGACCCCCACUGCAGAGGACAUACAGCUACUGAAGAAAACGAUGGAAACGGAGGCUGUGCAGAUGCUGAAAGACAUAAAGAAGGAGAAGGUUUUGCUGCGUCGGAAAUCGGAGCUUCCCCAGGACGUCUACACCAUAAAGGCCCUGGAAGCGCACAAGAGAGCGGAAGAAUUCCUCACCUCGAGCCAGGAGGCGCUCUGACGGGCUAGGGAGCCCCUGGAGGGAACACAGAAAUGCACUUUGUUCUAAUGUAUAACUAGGGAAUGAACAUGGUGAGCUGUGCCUGUCCUCCGCUCCAUUCUCAUUCUUUCAGGUUAGAUUUGAUUUUACAUUGUACCUCAUAUCCCCCACGACACUGUCACUCCCUCCUGCUUUCUCCUCUUUACAAAGCUGUUUUUUGUGUGCACGUGUGAAAGGGAGCCUAGCCCCAUCCAUGAGGGGGUCAUUCCACACAAGGGUCAUCCCUGCUCCUCCUCCUGUUCCCCCCUCCCCCCCCGUCAAUCUACUCCAGUCCCAGGACCAAAGCAUUGAGAGUUCAGCCGCAAACUUACAGCAGCCUUAGCCCAAGCUGGCGCCCUGCAGAUGUUGUGGACCACAAAUCCGAUCAGGUAGUCCCGAACAUCUGGAAGGCACCAGAUGGUCAAAGGCUGGUGCUACAGUAAUAAUUCACUACAGCCCCCUAGCAAUUGUUUAUAUCCCCCCCUUUUUUAUCUACACCCCACACAAUGAUAUGGUCUGAAGAACGCAACGUAUUAUGUGAAACUGGCAGAGCUGCGCGUUACAGUCUGCUUCCUAGGGAUCAAGGCAGGUUUGUUCCUUGGGGACCAAGCUAGAUUUAGGAACAUAGUUUUGCUCCCCACCCCCUCACCCCGGAAUAAAUGGCUAAUUAGAGAGUA
This is a messenger RNA of Podarcis raffonei (Aeolian wall lizard), 2624 nucleotides long. RefSeq names its product protein phosphatase 2 regulatory subunit B'delta (gene PPP2R5D). The record is from RefSeq and is a predicted model, not a curated record. Gene Ontology annotation, cellular component: nucleus; protein phosphatase type 2A complex; cytosol. The transcript is spliced from 16 exons. Gene Ontology annotation, molecular function: protein phosphatase activator activity. NCBI's taxonomy places the organism in Eukaryota, Metazoa, Chordata, Lepidosauria, Squamata, Lacertidae. Bases 103 to 1929 code for a protein of 608 amino acids. Gene Ontology annotation, biological process: protein dephosphorylation; signal transduction.